AUGGCAGGGAAGGGUGCAGCCGUGAUAGCACGGGGUUGGCAGCUGGAGCAGCUAGUGCUGACGUGGAGCAUUGAAGACAUCUUUAACGAUGAGCUGCUACAAGAGAAGGUGCGGCCCAUACCAUCCACCUUCGCGGAUGUACCCUCGUACCUGUCUGCCUUCCGCUGGCCCCUGCUGGAGGAGUGCCGUGCAGGGCUCAAGCGCGGCCUUGAGCAGCUGUCUGCCACCGCCUCCACACGGGUCGUGGUCAGAGCGGUGCAGAGGAGUGGUGAUCGGCGGGCAGCGAGAACGGAUGUAUGUGGUGAGGUGGAGAGGGAUGACUGGCAGCAGCAGUCUGUGAGUUACUUCGGUGAUGACGGCUGCCAGGGCGAAGUGCGUGGGAGUUCAGUGCACAGUAGUGCACCGGAUGAGAUAGAACCACCGUGGUGCAUGGCGCCACAUGGCCAACCAACUGGUCGGUGCAGAGGCCAGUUGGUAGGCGCAGGGAAGGCACACUCAGAGCUGGCGUGCUGUGAUACGGAGGGAUUCUGCUAUGUGCGCUUUGAAGUGCAGCAGCAGCAGCCUGCAGGGGGCGCGGGGGCAGCAGCGAGGCUGCAGUGGGGAGGUGCAGCGAGGCUGAAACCCACAGAUGUGGUGUUGCUGUCCACUGUAGCUCCCUCUGGCCCUGCAGACCUGCUCUGCCCGGGGGUGCUGUAUCGCCUUGCUGUCCUUCUUGUGGAAAGAAACUCGUCCGGGGAGGAUGGAGAUGACAAUCGCUGUUUCCGGGCCAAAAUAUGCACUCCAGAGGGUUCCCCUGAGUAUCAGGGCAUGGUUGGGGCAGCAUGGUAUGUGACCUUUUUGGGUAGCUUGGCGACACCGCAGCGUGUGUGGGGUGCUCUGCAUGACCCGGUGCUUGAGGUGGGGGAGCUAGGAAGGGGUGGCGCAGGCACAGUGGAGGAGGGGAUGGAGGGCGAUUGGAGGCGGAGGAUGUUCAGGGAACUGCUGUGCUUGGAGCAGAGGCCGGGGAAUGGUGGGCUAAGGGCGGGAAUGAAGAGGGGAGGCGGAGAAGAGAGAGAGAGCGCCUCCACAUUUAUGCCAGUGCUUUCUAUCACUCCAGAAGACACUCCGCACCUCCUGCAAGCUGUUUCUCAAUUCUGCACAUCACGCCGACUCAACCAUCCCCAGCGAUCAGCAGUCCUUGCUUGCCUUAGGGGGCUGCUCUCAGCCACCACCGACGCUGCUCGUACCAGCAACUUCUUCUUUCCUCUUGGCCCCAUUUCGCCCUUCUCUUCGUCCUCAUCCUUCUUGUCCUCCUCCUCUCUCUUCGGUGCUGCUCCUCCUCUGCUGCAGCUCGUGCAAGGCCCGCCCGGCACAGGAAAGACUCACACGCUUUCUGUGCUCCUCUCGGUCGCGCUCGCUCUCGGUGUUCGCACCCUCGUCUGCGCGCCCACCAACGUGGCCGCAGCUGAAGUUGCCAGGCGAAUGCUGCGCCUCGCUAUGUCCCCCGACACUUCCUCCCACUUCCCAGGCUUCUGCCAGGCACAACAGCAGCAGCAGCAGCGGCACGGAUGGUCGUCCCAGUUGGAAAAGUCGUUCUCGACUGGAGGGCAGCUGCGCGUUGGAGAUAUCGUCCUGCUGGCGAGUGAAGACAGGCUGGCGGUAGACCCAGAGCUGGAUUUGAUUCUCCUGGGGGAAGGGAGGAGGAGGGAGCCCGGGGUAUUUCCGAAGCGGAAGGGGUGUGUGUGCCGUGGACGGGUAGCGCGGCUGCUGGGAGCUUUGUCUUUGCAGUCAGGCUGGAGGGCGUCUGUGCUCACUCUGAUGAGCUUUCUUGAGAAUUCAGCGGAUGAAAUGAGCCGGGUCCACCGGGCACACUUAAAGAUGCUGGAGAUGAGGAUCAAAGAGGAUCUGGGUUGGAAAAACAGCAAGACGCAAAGCAAGAAAGGGACAGAAGGCCUUCCGAAUCUGCUUGAGUUCUUCCAGGAGCGUGUGGCUCAGCUCAUUGACCCUGCUUUGGAGGGCGCGGUGAGCUUGGCUCACCAUCUGCCGUCCGCCCUUUUGCCAGAGCGCGAGCGUGUGCUGCUGCUGCAGGCGGGCGAGCUGUUGGCAGCCUUGCGGCACCUCCUGCUUUGCCCAGGGCUCUCAUCUGAUGCCGUACUAAGCUGGCUUGAUGGGUCACAUACAGGGGAGGAGGAUGAUUUCGAGUUCAGCAUCUCAUCAGUCCUACAGGAGACUGCUGUGCUUCUUGCUCCUUUUGAGAAUGUCGACAGGGGUGGCGGAAUUAAGGAUUGCUCCAGCUGGGCCGGCAGGAUGCUUAGGUUGGGAACAAGGGGAUCCAUCAACAAUCAAGCCGCCGCAAGCGCUACUACCAGCACCAGUGAGUCUUUUGCCAUAAGCAACGACUCCACUGCUGCCAGCAGCUCAACCAGGGAUGCGCGCAUCUCUCUCCCGCAAGCCGAGUGUCUCUUCCACUCCAUCCGCCGCCACCUGAAGCACAUCGCCAAGCAGAGCCCUGCCUUCCACAUCCCCACCCUCAGCAGCAACCCAUCAGCUGCCACCGUGGCCACUCAGUGCGUGGCAGGUGCACGCCUCGUCCUCUCCACCGUCUCCUCCUCUGCCCGCGCUCUCGUCCGCUGCUCGGGCCACUUUCCACUGCUGCUGCUGGACGAGGCGGCUCAGCUAGUGGAGGCGGAGUCCCUGGUGGCCCUGCAGGCGCGCGGGCUGCGCUAUGCCGUGCUGGUGGGGGACCCCAAGCAGCUGCCUGCUACCGUCAUGAGCAAGGUGGCAGUGCAAGGCCACUACAACCGCAGCCUGUUUGAGCGCCUGCAGAGCACCGGGUGGCACGCAGAGCUGCUGAGCGUGCAGUACCGCAUGCACCCGGACAUCAGCCGCUUCCCCUCGCACGGCUUCUACCACGGCCGCAUCGAGGACGGCCCCAACGUGUGCCAGCCCUCGCACUGCCCUCCGCACCUGCAUCUGCUGUUUGGCCCGUACAGAUUCUUCCAUGUGAGGGGGCGUGAGGAGAGGGACUCUGCGGCUGUGGAUGCAGGCAGCCGCAGCGUUUCCAAUUCGGUGGAGGCUGCCGUUGUGAUUGCUCUGCUCACGCGACUCUCCACAGGCAAGGAGGGCGGGGGGGCUGUGAAGGUGGGGCUCAUCUCGCCGUACGCCCGCCAGGUGGAGCUGCUGCAGCGCGCCGUGGAGGCCAAGCCGUGGCCCUCCCUGACUGUGGAAGUUAACACAGUAGACGGGUUCCAGGGCAGGGAGUGUGACGUUGUUGUCGUCAGCACUGUUCGCUCCAACAGCUCGAGAAGCAUCGGAUUUGUCGCGGAUCCUAGGCGUCUGAACGUGGCCAUCACCCGUGCGCGCCAUGCUCUGUGGGUGGUGGGUGACGCACACACGCUGCAGAGGGGAGACAACAUGUGGGCGCAGCUGGUGCAGGAUGCGGAGAGGCGCGGGUGCCUGGUGGAGGCUGGGAGCGAUGAAGGACUGGCAAGAGCUGUGGAGAGGCGGUGGGUGCAGGUGGGGGAAGCGCAGCAGCUGCUGAAGCCCCAUUCAGGGCUCUGGGUCGGCCUGCACUGGGAGUGCAGUGCUGGUUGCAGAUUUGACCCGCGCUGUUCUGUGUGCACUCUCUCCCCUCCUUUCCCUCCCUUCCCAUCUUCUGCCCCCCGUUUUCUUCUCUCUGCACCUUUACGUCGUGCCUCCCGGCCGCCUGCUGCCCACUACCGGCAGGCGGAGUUCAGCCAGGAGUUUCAGCGCAGCAUGCGGCAGGCGCCGUCGUUGGAGGUGAUCAAUGCAGUGCGGCGCCUCAUGCAGGGCCACCGCCCGCAGUGGGACACGCGGCCGCGGCACGAGCUCAGCGACCCGCGCUACCACGACAUCAUUCACGUGCAGCCCGUGGGGCGGGCCUUUCUCAUCUGGACCAUAAUCAAGGUAUGGGACGUGGUGCCAGAGCGCGGGGUGCUGCCGUGGCUGCACCGCCUGGCGAAAGGCCUGGCCUCAUUCUCAGACCAGCGCCUUGACUGCUGCGCCGCAAGCGCACCGGGCUCCGCUCGCAGGGUGCGCCCUCGCCAGUUCAGCAGGCAUGCUCCUUUCGAGUGGUGGAGGGGGCAGCAGAUCCACCAACUGCCAGCCUCACACCCAGAAUUAGCUGCCAUUCCGGAGCGAGCACCCGUGGAUGAAAACGUGCUGCUGAUGAAAUUCUACCCGCUUUCUCUAGGCUCCGCCCAGCACCUGAUGGCAGCAGUUCCGGGGGAGUGGCUGUUCAAGCUGAACGAGCAGCAAGCUGAGAUAGUCCACUCCAACUGCACUGCUUUUGUGCUCGGCCGAUCAGGCACGGGCAAGACGACAGUGAUCACCCACCGCCUGCUGCUGCUGGAGCACACGUUCCGCCGCGCCAUGGGCGAGAGGCGCCUUCUCACUCAUGCGGCCACUGGACGCAGCAGUGCCUGGCCGGGCAGAGAGCAGGGCGACUGGGGGACAUGUGAGGAGAUUGAGGAGAGUGAGGGAGACGAGGAUGAAGGGAAGAGUGGGGGGGAGGGAGAGGAGGAAAGGGGUGGACUGCGCCAGGUGGUUGUGACCCCGAGUGCACGCCUGUGUGCUGCUAUUAAGCACUAUGUGAACAAGGCCACGAGGACUAUGCUGCAGGCAGAGGAGCAUGGCGGUGCCUGGUUGCCCAAUGGACGCGCGGGGAGAGGGGAGGGAGAGAAACAGUCGCCACCGGCAGGGGAGGAGGGGCAGGAUGAGCUGCUGUUGUUGGAGGAAGCAGAGGAGAAACUUCUGGGUGACCUACCAGAGGCUCUGGAUUCAGUGGCGCCAGCUGCCUUCCCUCUUGUACUCACAUUCAAGAAGCUUCUCAGCAUGGUGAAUGCCACGCUGUCACACCCGUUCCAGAUGGAAGGGAGCAGCACGGGCAGUGGAUGGGGCCGAGGAGGGUCCAUGGGAGGUCGAUGGAGUGGUAAUGGCUUGCCUGGUGGCAUGAUUGCAGUGUGGGAUGAGGAGAAUGAUGAGGAUGACUAUAGUGAGGAUGAAGAUGAGGAAGAGGAUGAGGGGGGGCUGUUUAGUGUACAGAGGUGGCGUGGGGGCAGGCUGCCAUGCGUCGGCGGCAGCACUAGAGCCAGCACCACUGGAAUAGCCACCAGCAGCAGCAUUCUCAGCAGAACAUGUGGCAGCAUCAAAAGUAGCAGCGGCACUGCUGCCGCAUGGGCUUCAGAGGUUGACUACGAGCGCUUUGAGGCAGUCUACUGGCCGCGGCUCAACGCAGCAACCACCCGUCAUCUCGAUGCGUCCGCGGUGUUCAAGGAGAUCUUCUCCCACAUCAAGGGCUCCCUGCACGCGCUCAGGACACCGCACGGCCGCGUGUCUCUGCAGGACUACGUGCUGCUGGCGCGCACGCGCACGUCCAGCUUAAACGAGGAGCAGCGCGCAGCCGUGUAUGGGCUCUUUUUGCAGUACGAGAGGCUGAAGCGGCAGAGAGGGGACCACGACAUGUGCGACUACGUGUUCCACGUGUACAAGCAGCUGGAGAAAGGGGCUACAAGGCUUUGGACCCCCGCUGCGGCUGCUACAGGCUCUGCCUAUGGUAGCACCAGCUCUCCUCACCAUGGCAGCCGGCCUGGCGUUUCGUCAACUGCAAUCGGGACAAGCAGGGCUGUUGGCGGUGGGGGGAAAGUCGUUGCAGGGCCACCAUUUCAGUAUGUGUAUGUGGACGAGGUGCAGGACCUGACCCAGGCACAGAUUGCCAUGCUGCAGUUCCUCUGUUCCAAUGUCGCCUGCGGGUUCUUCUUUGCCGGUGACACUGCCCAGACCAUCGCCCGCGGUGUGGACUUUCGAUUCCAGGACAUCCGACGGCUCUUCUACGAGCUGUUUCUGGGAAAAGGGACGGCUGCUUCUGUUGCAGACGGGGUGGAGAGGAGCGAGGAAGUGGAUGCAGGGAGAGGGGAGGCUGGUGGUGGGGUUAGUGGCAGAGAGAUCGUGGAGAGUGGGGGGGUCGAUGAGGCGAAGGAAGGAAGGUGCGGAGGAGAGAAGGGGGGUGUGUGCGAGAAGCAAGGGAGGUGGGCGAGGGCAAUAGAGUCGCGCGGGAGGCAGAGGCAGUCGGCCAGGGGGAAGAGGAUUCAGGAAGAGGUUCGAGGGGAGGGAAGCGCAGGGAAAGAGGCCACAGUUUUGAAACCCUGUGCGGCCUUUUCAAAGGGUGGCGCAGGCACUGGGAUAAUCACAGCAGAAGCAGCUAUUGACAAGGUUGCAGGCACCAGGAAUGGGGGAGAGGAGGAUGCACGCAAGGGCCAAGUGGAGGAUCGUUCGUCUUGCACUGAGAUGCCAGACCUGCUCUUCCUCUCGCAGAACUUCCGGUCGCACAGCGGCAUCGUGCGAGUGGCAGACAGCGUGGUGCGCUUGCUGCUUCACUUCUUCCCCCACUCUGUCGACCGCCUGCAGCCCGAGUUCAGCCAGCAGCAGGGCGAGCCGCCCGUGUUCCUCCAGUCCACCGGCAGCCGCGACCGCGUGGCACAGCUGUUUGGAAAGCGCGGGGGCAUUGGAGGAGGUGGAUGUGAAUUCGGCGCCGAGCAGGUGAUUAUAGUGCGAGACGCAGCGCGGCGAACGGAACUGGUGGAGCGCACUGGCUUGCGAGGGCUCGUGCUCAGCGUGCAUGAAUGCAAGGGGCUGGAGUUCCAGGAUGCUCUGAUCUACAACUUCUUUUCUCACUCCCUGCUCGCAUCGGGUUGGCGCCUGCUGUAUGAGUACAUGCGGCAGCACCACCUCAUACCCUCAACCGCACAAAGCAGCUCCUCCAGUCAGUGGCAGUGCCCUGCCUUUGACCCAAGAAGGCACAACCUGAUGUGCAGCGAGCUGAAGCAACUGUACGUGGUGCUCACGCGAGCGCGGCAGCGGCUGUGGAUCUACGAGGAGGACGAGGCGGCAAGGCAGCCGGCCAUGGACCUGUGGGAGGCGAUGGGGCUGGUGGUGGUGCGCCCACUGACCACCGAUCUCAUUGCGUCCAUGCACACUGAGUCAUCGCCAGAGAAAUGGCACAAGCGGGGCCUCGAGAUGUUCAACGCUGGCCAGUUUGAGGCAGCAAAGAUGAGUUUCGAGAGGGCGGGGGACGAGCGCAGAGCAGCAGUGGCACAGGCCGCACUGCUGCAGCAGACGGCCAAGAGGCUGCAGGGCACAGACCACUGGCGGGCCUGUCGAACCUUCCUGGAAGCCGCGCAGGCGUUUCUGGCGGUUGACCGUCCGAGGGACGCUGCAGGGUGCCUCGCCAGCGCUGGAGAGAUGGAGCGAGCAGCAGCUGCCACAUACCGCAACAUGUGCAAGCCACCACAGUGGGAGAAAGCGGCAGCAUGCUACUUGCAGGCUGGAAAGGGCUCAGAUGCUGCCGAGUGUCUGGCCCAGGCGUGGCUAGUGGAAGCUGUGUGCUCACAAGCCAGGCUCUACAACCUAGGCCUCUCGCUCAUUCAUUCCUGGCAGGCGCAGAUUGCAGACGGGCUGAGAGCGGUGAAAGGGAAGGACAAGCAGGAGCAGCAUCAAUCGCAGCACUGGGUUAGCGGGGACAUGUGUGGCAGUAGCAGCAAUGGACUGGUUCCGCCUCUCUCGGUUAACUCAGCUGGAGGAGGUGGGACGUUCGCCUCUAGUUUGGAAAGCGCUCGAUGGGAAGGGGAGAGCGCUCAAAAGGUUGCAAGGGAGAGCAGUACUGCUGCGUGUGCUCCAGGGGAAGGGGAGACGUGGAAGAUGCGGCAGGGGCUGGUCACAAGGCUGAGUUCUGAUUUCCUGUGUGACGCUGCGAAGUUUUUCUAUCGGAAGAAGGAUAGGGGGAAGAUGAUGAAGUAUGUGCUCCGGUUCCCAGCCGCAGCGGAGAAGCGGCGAUUUUUGGAAAGGCGAGACUUGUUUGAGGAGCUGUUGCAGGUUGAGGUGGCUGAGGGGAACUUUGAGCAGGCAGCCACAGCAAAACUGAAGAAGGGCGAUAUGCUGGGAGCAGCUGAAAUGUUUGUUCAGCAAACGAUGUGGGGCAGGGCGUUUGAUUGUGCAAUGGAAGCUGCCCGUGUUGCCAGCAUGUGGGCGAAUGGGAACAACGGGUGGCCCCUGAAUUGCAGCAGCAGUAUGAGGAGGGAGGGAGGUGAGGAGCAGGAGGAGGAGGAGGAUAAGGAAGUGGGUGAAUGCGCACAGGUGACCACAGGUAGGAACGACGGUUGGAGCUGGAGGUCAGAAGUGAGGAAAUGGAUUGGAAGGGGAGCAGCGGCGAGGGUUGAGGGAGUUGGGGAAGAAGGUCAAAAGAGCUGGAGUGGAGGGAGCAGGAAUGCAUUGGAGCUGGCGGUUGCCAUCUGGCUGACACAGGAGGAAGCAUCGGUGUGCAGGGGGGCAGGCAUGGUAGCUGGAUUUGUAACAAGGGAAGGGGAGAGAGGGUCUGGGAAGGAAGCAAGGCGUCUAGCUCGGAGUCAGCACAUGGGGGGGAGUGCAGAGCAGGGAGAAGGAGCAAGGGAAGGUGAGAGGGAGGUGGAUGCAGAGCAGGGGUUGGAGGCUCUGACCCUGCUGCUGCUUAGCGAGUGGAUUCAACUAAAGGGUGGCACUGGGGACAUGGAAACACUGUGGUGCCAGCUGACUAGUUGGGAGCGGGGUCGGAGCAUUGCUGCUGAAGUGCUGUGCAGCUGGAAGGCUCUGGAGCUGAGCGUAGAGAAAUUCAACUUACUUUCUCACACCACCUCCUCCCUCUCCGCUGCCCCCCCUCUCACAAGCACCGCUGCCCCUCUGCCCAACACAGAGCAUCUCCCGAGCAGAAUACCUGUAUUGCGUCAACCGCAGCCAGUGCAAGCCAGCGUAGGUGGGUGGAGGCGGCCCUUGGGAGGAGGCGGACAACAGGGUAUGCAGCAGGUGCAGCAAGGCGUGAGGAGUGAGCAGCCGAGAGAUGAAUCUUGGCCAGGCGGUUUCCAGCAGCUGGUGGCGCAGGUGGAGGAGGUGCAGCGCUGGUGGGGUGAGUGGAGUGAGAGGGCUGCGCGAAUGCUGGCGGCGCUGCAGAGGUUGUGCAGGAGGAGAGAGGUGCCGGCAGAUCAGCCCUGGCUAGAUGCAGCCUUUCAUUUGCUUGCCGCCACACCCCCCACUGCCUCCAGUACAGCAGGGGUUGUGUCCACAGCUGCCCACACUGCACCUCCUACCUUGGAUUUGCCGACCCACUCCAUCCUGGUGGGUCUGUCCUGUGCCUCCUGGCUUCUCCCUGUGCGUGCUGCCGUGACCCGCCUGCCCAAUCAGGGCACUCGCGGAGAAGUAGCAAGGGAGGCUGCAGCUGAGGCGGGUGCCAUUUACUGGUCCAGGCAGGUAGUGGCUGUGGUGCAAGGCUGCCUGCAGGUCUUGGACGUAGCCAUGUGCAGGACGAGCGUGGCAUUGCAGCAGAUGGGGCGUGGAAACGAACUGAUGUUGCGAGGAAUGGGACGACAGCUACCAGGGCCAGUGGUGGCUCAGGGAGGAUGCAAGGUUCAUAAUUUUCAGCAGCAGCAGCAGCAGGGGGCUGCGAGGGAAGGGAUAUCCCAUGCAGCGUUACUGCGUCUGCAGUGCAAGUGGCUCGUGCAGUACCUUGAGAUGCUGGAACGAGCCCUGCAGUGCUGCAAUGGCGCCACCAAGGCCUCUCAACGGCCCCAUGGUCACUCCACAACGGACCGGGUCUCAUCGAAAGAGGGGAAUGGUCACAAGUCGGCAGAGGCACGAGAGCUGGAGGGCGCUGCGAGCAUGUUGGAGAGGCUGCAGGACAGCCUGGCCCGGCGCCUGCUGCAGCAUGUGAUGCCGGUGGGCGCGCCCCUUCCCCGUGACGUGGCGCUGCUGGCUGCGGAGGAGCGAGCACAGGAGAGCACUGCCUUUGCGCUGCACUGCUGGGCUCUCAGGCUGCUUGCUCAGUGCGUGGAUGGGGCCACACGGCAGGACCCGGUCACGCGGGACAAGGAAGGAGUCGUGUGGGGUUCAAUUGGAUUGGGGUCUGACAUGCAUGAGCCCGUGCUUUUGGCUCUGUUGGGUGACUUGCUGCUAGUGCUGCCGCUGUUGGGCACCCGAUGGGUCCACAGGCAUGGCGGGGAGCUGCUGCAGAGGCAGUCCAGCCUGCCUCCUGUGCACGCUGCGGUGCUGAGAGCGGUGGUGCAUGAAGAUGCCGUCCGGUUGUUCUUGGAGCAGCGGCACAGCCAUGGCGCUGCCGUCACUCUUGCCAGCACCGAGUCGGUGGCUGCUCUCCUGGAGGCGCUCACUGUGAGUCUGUGUUCGCUGUUCGGUGGCUGCUCUCCUGGAGGCGCUCACUGCAGUGAGUAUCAGCUCAAAUCCCAGCUGACUCGCCUGCAUGGCGUUAUCAAGUCCCUUCUUCAGCAGCAGGGCGCAUUACAGCAGCAGUGGGGGUCAAGUUCCGAUGCUGCUGGUGACUCUACCCCUCACUUUCUCCGUCUACUCACCCUCCUCCUUGCUUCAUCAGCCAAUGUCCCGGCUUUCCACAACAGCACGGCUGCCUUCCUCC
Molecule: messenger RNA, 10447 nt
Organism: Closterium sp. Naga37s-1
Lineage: Eukaryota; Viridiplantae; Streptophyta; Zygnematophyceae; Desmidiales; Closteriaceae
Source: the annotation of a GenBank genome assembly